GUUUAUAAACAAUCGCAGUUUAAAAAAAUUUCUCAUAAUUAUUAAAUUAAUUUAGGAAUACAUUUCGAACGACUCAUUCUAUAUAAAAUGAACGAAUUUUGGAUUAAAAACUUUGCAGUUUUUACAAUUUUAAUACUAAGUAGCAAAUUUGAAGAAUGUAUGGGUAAAUUAUCUAAAACUAAAACUGAAACGUGGUUUGUACCACAAUUGGAUGGAAGUAUGAAAUAUAUGAAUGAAGAAGAAGCUAUAAAAGCAAAUUUAUAUAUUUUACCAAUGAGCACUUUUUCAACAAUUCAACAUGUUAAUCCAAACAUAUUUUUCUUCUUGUAUACAGAAAAGAAUAUGCAAUUCGGAGAAAUGAUUCAAUUAAAUAACACAUAUUCUUUAGAACAAUCAAAAUUCGAUCCCAAAUAUCCUACGAGAAUCAUAAUACAUGGUUGGAGAAGUCGUUUAACCUCACCAAUAAAUCAAUUAAUAUGUGAUGCCUAUCUUUCUGUUGGGCGUUACAAUGUUAUUAUUGUUGAUUGGGGAACAAUUGCAAAUACAAUAAAUUAUGUAAAAGCACGUUAUAGUGUACCUUCUGUUGCAUUACAAGUCGCCGACUUCAUUGAUUUCUUGCAUCGUGAAGGAAAAAUGAAUUUUUCAGAUCUUAUUGUAAUUGGACAUAGUUUAGGUGCUCAUGUUGCUGGGAUUGCUGGCCAAGAAGUUAAAACUGGAAAAAUUCCAAUUAUUUAUGGACUUGAUCCAGCAUACCCAUUAUUUUAUUAUGAACAAAUCGAUGAAAGGUUAUCAGAUGACGAUGCCGAAUAUGUAGAAACAAUUCAAACAAAUGCCGGUUUAUUAGGUUUUAAAUAUCCAAUUGGUAAAACUUCAUUUUUCCCAAAUUGGGGAAAGGUGCAAAAAGGAUGUGCGUUUGAUUGGAAUGGAAUGUGUUCGCACCGACGAUCUUAUAAAUUUUUUGCUGAACUUAUUAAAAGUAAUAAUUUUACAUCAAAUGUACGUUGUGAAUCCGUGGAUAAUUUAUUAGCGGAAAAUUGCAAUGUACGAACAAAAAAUAUUAAAAUGGGUUCUGAAAGCAAUAAAGUAAAUACAGAAGGAAUAUAUUACUUGGAUACGAAUUCUGAAGAACCUUUCGGUCUUGGCUAAUAAUAUCAAAGCUUUAUUAAUUAUUUAAUGUGGAAAUAAUCAUUGUUUGAAUCAUAUUUAGCCUUUAAUAUAAAGCAUUGUAGUCUUUUAAAAAAAUUAUAAAUAUAUAAUAUAAUAAAGGAACUAAUAAUCUAAAAUGAAUCCACA
Molecule: messenger RNA, 1293 nt
Organism: Condylostylus longicornis
Lineage: Eukaryota; Metazoa; Arthropoda; Insecta; Diptera; Dolichopodidae
Product: phospholipase A1-like
Exons: 3
Coding region: 88-1146 (352 amino acids)
Biological process (GO): lipid metabolic process
Molecular function (GO): lipase activity
Source: RefSeq, a predicted model, not a curated record